This is a messenger RNA of Cotesia glomerata, 1135 nucleotides long. Its product is annotated as cuticle protein 8-like. Bases 132 to 785 code for a protein of 217 amino acids. Gene Ontology annotation, cellular component: extracellular matrix. The record is from RefSeq and is a predicted model, not a curated record. Lineage: Eukaryota; Metazoa; Arthropoda; Insecta; Hymenoptera; Braconidae. The transcript is spliced from 3 exons.
ACCAUCAGACAGGGAUGAUGACUAUCAGUGUCUUCUUGCUCCUCGUACGUCAGUGAAAUAGAAACAACUCUUGUUUUUUAUAUUUUUACUAUUUUUUUUUCUGUAAUUAAGUUAUAGAGGUUUUGUAAAUCAUGAUUAAGAUACUGAGUUUGUUACUAGCGUCAGGGAUGUGUAGCGCGGUGCUGAUAGGGCACAACGGCGGGCACGGUAAUUUCUAUCCUGACUACUCUGGCUACGAAGGAGUAAGCAACGAUUACGAAGGACAUCACGUUCUACCGACAGUUUCAGUCCCAAUUCACGCCGUUUCAGCAGCUCCCUUCCACGCUGUCAAUCAUCACGAUAUUCAUCACCACGAUCUCCACCCACAUCACGCUCCUAUUGAGCAUCAUGCUCCUAUUGAGCAUCACGCUCCUAUUGAGCAUCACGAUCAUAGCGAAGAUCAUGACUACUAUUCACACCCAAAAUAUACUUUCAACUACGGAGUACAUGAUCCACAUACCGGAGACGUUAAAACACAACAUGAAAUACGUGACGGCGAUGUUGUACACGGUUCUUACAGCGUUAAUGAGCCCGACGGCAGUGUAAGGAUCGUCGAGUACACAGCGGAUGAUCACAACGGUUUCAACGCGGUUGUUAAGAAAGUUGAGCCUUCUUUGCACCCGGCACCUCAUCAUCAUACUGUCGCUCAUCAUCAUCCAGCUCCUGCGCCAGUUCAUAUCGGGAAAUACGUGUCCGCGGGUCCCGAUUACUACGGCUAUGAAUUUGAUAAACAUCACUUAAUAUAAUUAUUAUAAACAUAUUUAUUUUAUAUGUUUAUAAAUAUUAUCUUAUUUAAGUAUUUCUUAGAGCUUAAUUAAUAACUAAUGUAAAAAAUUUUAAAAAUCAGACGGCUAAUGUACUUCCGGAGAUGAAGAAAAUCUCAUAAGAACAUGUGCAAUCUUAUUAUACGACUCAAUGCCAAUGAAAAGUUUGUUUUGAGAAUUUACUAAUUAAUAGUAUUUCUUUUUUAUUUUAUUUUUAGGCUACUUCCAAAAUGUGUUCCAAUAUUUUUUUAUGAAAAGUUUUUUUUUUAUUGUAUAUUCGUGUUAUUUUUUACUUUUUCAUGUAUAUUGUAUGAAUAAAAAGAAGUAUGAUA